AUGGAUGGUGACUUGGCCAAGUCUUUUUGGCAUUCUUCGGAGGUAGAUUUUUCUUUCUCUAACUCGAUUGGUAGGUCGGGAGGAUUGCUCAUUUUAUGGAAUAACAAAGUGGAGGUUAUUAAUAGUUUUAGAGGUGAAGGUUAUUUAGGGAUAAAAGCUUGUUGGGAGAAUAAGUUUUACUACUUGAUUAAUGUGUACUCUCCGUGCCUUAGGACUAAAAAGAUGGAAUUAUGGAAGAAGUUGCUUGAGUUAAAGGAGGCUUUUAAGGAUGGGGAUUGGAUAGUGGGAGGAGAUUUUAAUGCGAUAAAAAAUUCUAGAGAAAGGAAGGGUCGCGGUUUGUUUAUGAAUAAUAGAGAGAUGGAGCUUUUUUCGGAGUUCAUUGAUAAAAGCGAGUUGGUGGAUAUUCCUUGCAAAGGAAAAAAGUUUUCUUGGUUUAGUGGAGAUGGUAAGUCGAUGAGUAGAAUUGAUCGGUUCAUUGUUUCCAAUGACGUAGUGUCUAGAUGGGAGGUUACGGGUCAACUCAUCGGUGAUAGGGAUAUUUCGGAUCAUUGUCCAAUUUGGAUCAUUAAGGAUCAUAGGAAUUGGGGUCCUAAGCCAUUUAAGUUCAAUAAUGAGUGGUUUAGCUUUGACUCUUUUAUUCCUUUUGUGGAGAAGGAGUGGAAAAGUAUUAAGGUGGAGGGGCGAGGAGACUUCGUGUUAAAGGAAAAGCUCUAG
This is a messenger RNA of Vicia villosa (hairy vetch), 714 nucleotides long. RefSeq lists its product as uncharacterized. The transcript has a single exon. Gene Ontology annotation, molecular function: catalytic activity. The record is from RefSeq and is a predicted model, not a curated record. Lineage: Eukaryota; Viridiplantae; Streptophyta; Magnoliopsida; Fabales; Fabaceae. The coding region runs from base 1 to 714 and encodes 237 amino acids.